UGUUUGGCUGAGCAUCAUCACACUUCAGCAUGCUUUGACCGGAGACAGCGCCCUGCAGCACCCCGUCCGUCCAUUGAAGACUUUCUCCGUCAAACAUCUAAAGUUGGGCGCAAGAGAAAUAAAAGUUGCAUCCACUUUGGGCAAGUGUUCUUGAUCGAGGGUGGCCUCCGGUGUAGAAGUCUUUCAACGCAGCUUGAAACCGGAGACCCGGCCGGUUACCUGAGAUGACUCUCCGGAGGCCAGCUGCUCACCUGCCGAUGGGCUGGAGGAGAUCCGGCGACGAGUCCCAUUGGGAGACCCGGAGCUCCAAGGGGGAGAGCUUCUCCUUCGUCUCUCGCCGAGACGCUCGGCCGCACAGCGCCAUCGAGGGUAGACAGAUGGACGCUUGGCUCCACGGGAUGCAAGGCGAUGGAGAAGCGAGCGAGGGGAACCGGAGACCGUACCGGACUCCCUCCUUCAGCGGCGUGUCGUCCUGCGGCAACACGACGGCAAGUUCUUUAGGCAGCCGGGAGUCUCUGCAAAGUGAGUUCUUUGUCCCCGUGGGAUGCACGGGGAGUCUGGAAAGGGUUCAUAUCUCGCAGACGCCAAAGAAGGAGCAGUCCCAACUCGGUUAUGUCACGCCGGUGAAAACCGGAUGGCUCCCGAUUCAACGGAGAGCGAUAACGGUGGACGAAAGACAAAUGGCUUCACCGCAACCUGCUGUCCAGGUGAAACUGAAACAACCCAUCACGCCGACGUUUCUGAAGAGUCGAGGAACAGUCAGCCUGCACCAAGACGGACAAGCCGAGAGGAGUCCGCGUAGGACGUGGCAGACUCCCAAUCGCUCGUCUCCUGUCAUCAAAAAGGUUCUGGACAAACAGGACUGUGCUACCAGCCAGCAGCGAAGGCCUGGAAUCUGGAAAACGCUGAGAAGAGGCUGGACUAAUACCAGGCUGUCAGGGAGUGGCUCUGCUCAACCGCUGAAUGAGAUCUCUUCAGGCCCACGUGAGGAACCCUCUCUGGUUACAAGAAGCAGAAUAGAAGAGCCCUCGCGGAGAACUUUUGCCGAAUAUGGUCGACCUGACUGGGUGCAGCAAGACCCCCCAAGGCAGCCAAGAAGAGUAGAAGAACCCUCGCUAUGUAGUCCACCUGCCUCCACCGCGACGCCCCCCUUCCAGCCGUACAGACGCCACAGCUUGCAACCGUCGCACAUCCAGACCACGUCCACGCCCGCCACUCUCAUCCCUCACAGCAAAGUAGGCUUCUCAUCCAUCACCAUCUCCAGUCGUAAAGUCAACCGCUCGGCCAGCUUCACCGCCGCCGACGACAUGAACCCGAGGAAGGCCACCAUCGUUAAAGUGACCGAGCAAAGGACCACGGUCAGCUCCGCUCCCCGAAGAAAAGCCGCAAUUAUCAAAGUGACCGAGCUUAAGGAGAGCUACAGUCCGGGAACUCGCAGCGGGAACGGAUUCGCUCCAGUAGAAGCCGCAACGACGUCUCCGCUACAAAACGGCAAAUCUCCUCCGGCGGAGCUCUCUGAACAAGAACCCAAGAGAGCGGCUGUCAGGAAAUGGAGCUUGGGGCUCCCUCAAGAGAGCUUUGAGGAAAGUCCAAAUAAAGACCACCAGGGGGCGUUUUCCGGCAGGUGGAGCUCGACUCCAUGCCUCACCCUCAUUCAAACGCCGGAGCCUCACCAGUCUCCGGAGGAAGUUCUGGCCCGAAAUGCGGCCGCCAUCAUCGCCAACAUCAAACUUCAAAGGCAACUGAGUAUGAAGAAAGCGUCGCCCUGCAAUUCAGAGGAGGAUUCCUCCGCCUCCCCCAGGGGAAAUUCAGCGACAGACGGGGGACAAUGCACAAAGGCACGCGACGACGUUCCCAAGCGGGAUGAGUCUCGCGCCCAACCCGCACCGACCAUUCCCGAUCUUCAAAAAUCACAUCGCUCCGUUUCUCUCCAGGAGGCACUGCGGAGGUCCAGACCACGCUUCAUCGCUCGCUCGCAGGAGCGCGUGCAGGAGAUGGCGAGGAGGGCCCAGGAGCGGAAGAAGCGCUCCAGAUCAGGAGGCCCGCAAACAUCUGACACUCGCAGCCAGAGACAGGCCCGCUCCAGCAACGAUAAUCUGUUCAAAUCCAGGGAGGGAGCCAAGGAGCUCAAAUCAAAUCGGCCAAUAACAGAUGUGAGAAGGCAAAAAGAGGAAGAGAAAAAAAAGAAGGAAGCCUGUUUGACCAACAGACAGCGAAUGGACAUUUUCAAAAAGAAACUUUUGGAUCAGAUUCUACACAGGAGCAGCAACUGAAUGGCGACUGACGGGAAGUUCUAUGGAUUGUAUCAGUGAUGAUAACAAUAACAACAAUAAUGAUAACAAUAAUAAUAAUAUGCAAAUCGCCAUAGACAGGCGACUGAAAAACACAGGUGUUGCUGUUAUAGCACACAAACGGUGCAGCAACACAUGUAGGCAGACACUAACAAUACCCAGAGGCCCAUAUUCUUUAUCCUGUCUGAAAACGACUGACUUGCUUAUGCCCAUCCCCACAUAUUCGUAUCAUACUGCCCCAAAGUACGAUAUCAUGAAUGUCAUUUCCCAUAUUAAAAAGCACACACACUUGUUGCACCUCGCUCAUUGCGCAAAGCAAACGGCCAUCACGUGGCCCCAGCGCCAAGCUGUGAGGCGGCAAGAUGGCUGAAUGUGACCUCGUUGCCACGUUUUUAAUGAAGAGCGACCCACUUGAAUGGCGUCUUUGUCCCAGCACACACUGGCCCUUUAUUACACAGCUUAGCCAAAGUGCAUGAAUGCGGCAACUGAGAUAUUACAUGCAGACAAGCUAUUGUACAGUAGAUCCAUCAGAUGAAUCAAAGUUACGUUCUAAUUUUGACCAAUGGGGGAAAAUCCGCAAUUUUUCUGAUUCACCAGUGCAACAUUAAGCCACCUCCCAUUUCCAAGAGUCAACGUGCCACUUUACAAUGCAAGUGAAGUUGUAUAUGGAAAUCUGAAUAAAAGAUAUUUUUGGAUAA
Molecule: messenger RNA, 2989 nt
Organism: Syngnathus typhle (broad-nosed pipefish)
Lineage: Eukaryota; Metazoa; Chordata; Actinopteri; Syngnathiformes; Syngnathidae
Gene: lg18h10orf90
Product: linkage group 18 C10orf90 homolog
Exons: 11
Coding region: 225-2273 (682 amino acids)
Source: RefSeq, a predicted model, not a curated record